AUUGCACUCGCCCUUUUUUAGUCUUUCUUCUUGUCCAAAAUUGCUCUCGAAAUCAUGUGUUUACCUUUACUAAUUAUGCUAUCUUCAAAUUUAAAGCUUGCUGGAGUUAGGCGAAUCGCUAUCGGUAUCGGGAAAGGGAUUGGUUAUGGUGAACUUAAAGAAAUUGCUGGCAGUAAUGAGAAUGUCAUUCAAGUACAUUCGUACAGUGACCUUAUCAGCAGACUGGAGAAAAUCAUGAAAAUGGCAUGUGACAACCAAGCCCUAGGUACAUUUCGAUAAAAGUCUUUAAAAAUCAGUAUACGUCAAUAAUUAAAAGGCUUUGGAUCUGGAAGAAUGAAAAGGGGGAAACACAUGUAAGGAAAUCCAUUGCAAGACAGUCGGCUUCUAGACAGAUUUUACAAGUUCCACGUUGUAGAUUUCGGAUUACAGUCGAGUACUGGUAUCCUAAUUCUUUGAGAGUGGAAAUGGGAUUCUGAAUUCCAAUUCUUAGUGGGAUUCCUGAUUCCUUGAGAUUUAUCGCAAAUUCUAAAGCCUUGGAUUCCACAAGCUAAAAUUUCCCGUAUUCCAGAAUCCCCAUUCCCUUGCAUGGGACAAAACAACCAAGAUUCAAAUAGUAGUGGCUAGUAUAUGUUUUAGCCCGGGGUGAGGGGGUAGUACCUUAUUUGACCUGGGCAGGAGUCCACAAACUGAGCAAACAACUUCCAUACCCUCGUGUCACAGCGUUUUACAGACAACUCUAUUUUUAGAAAGGUUUUGGGGUGACUUUUGAAUAUCUUUUGAAUUCCACAAAUCAGUCAGCAAAACCUGACAGACCUAACAAUGAUAUUUUUUCCCUUUUAAUAACGUUUUUAGUUUUUUUCCUUUUUAAAGGGACUGGUUCACGAUAAUGCGCAUGCGCGCCGGUUGUCUCUUCAGAAUAAAUUUGUCGGGUCAACACUAAAUUCGAAAUCGCCAUUACCGGUACAAUCAUUGAAAAUCCUUCGUUUUAUUCGGACAUCCGUCGCUUUGGCUGCUCUAGUUGUACUUUGGUAGUGGUGAUUAACGUGUGGUUGUGUCGUUUGACUGGUUACGUUUUAAGAAGACGCAAAAAAUAAUGUUUUGAUCAUGGAGGUUCAGAAGAGCAUCGUGGCCGUCCGGCAACAGGACGUUCUCAAGAGUCUCUGGAGAUAGAGAAGCUGCGCCUAUCGAUCUGGUAUGGUUCUAGGAGUAGUGUGUGGCAAACGAAAAGAAUACACGACACUGCUUUGAAAGUGGUUAAAGGCAUGAGUUCGUUCAACUUUGAUUUGAUUUUUGACUCUGACCUGUAGUUAUACCGCAACAGGCCGGGCGAUCCUCCCCGAUCUGGUACACUUGAAAUGUUCCUUGUAUCUUUGCUUUACGAUCGUUUAAGAAUUGAUGUUUUUAAAAUAAAUUAUUGCCUGAAUGUUCUGUUUAUAAUCUAGUUUCUUUAUGUGUGCUACUCGAUAACAUUUGUUUUGCGGAGCCCUGACCCGAUGCAACGCGAAUGAAUUUGUUCAUUUGCUGAUAAGCAAUUGAAAUUUAGGCUCAAUUAAGGAUAAUCUUUAUACUCAUACGUUGUGUGUUUUUGUCACCGGUCAGGCGCUAUUUGUAGGUAUUUCUGGGUUUAUAUAAGGCGAACUGAGAGAACAGUAAUAAGAUGUUUGUUUACAAAUUUUGUUUGCCGAUCGGUGACUGUUUUGUUAGCGUGGGUACGACCUCGUAAAAAUACACGUUUGUCAAUCUUUGUUUCAAAGCAGGACAGGGCUGUAAAUCUUAUUCUUAUCGGCAGCAACAUAUAUCUGAGGAGUAGCAAAGAAUAAACUUGAAUUAUGGGGAUAAAUAAAAUCAAACCAAAUGCCCGGGAAUACCCUCGCGUCGCGAACAAUUAAGAGUGUGUCCAUGAGAGAACCAGGCAGGAGGUGAUAAUGCUCAAAUCACGGAUUUCGCUCAAACUUGGCACAAUUGAUGGGUGUGGUGAGAUAUUAACCUCGACAAAAAAUAAGGUCGCAAUAUUAAAUUCCCUGGGAUUUACAGGGACCCCCCCCUAAAAACGACAAAAUCUACUCAUUUUUGCAUAAUUAAUUAGCUGACUUUGGUUUGGCUGUUCAACAAGAAGAAAAGACAACUUCAAAUCUAAUCAACUUUAUCAUCUUCUAUGUUUAUCAAACUUAAUGCUCAGUAUUUUAUUUUUACUCUCUAAUUCGAUCUCUUCCUAUUAUUUAGCCUAAAGUAAGGACAUCUUGUCACUGUUUUGACCAAACCCUAAAUUUAAGGUAUUUUAGUGGCUAACAUCUCCCAUGAGCAACAACCUAUGUACGUAAUUCUCACAUAUUCUUUGAAAGACAUCUUUAAGGUUAUCAAAUCAAUCAUAAAAUAUUUGGGCAAUCUUAUACUUUAUCAAUAAUGACGUAUUAUGUACAUCUGACUUGACGCUCUUAUUUGUCAUUUGACCAAAAUUGGAAGAAACGUAACAUUCGUUUUUUUAAACAAAAAUAGCACAAAGUUGACGAGAAGUCACAAAUCAGAUGCGUCAUUAUCGAUACUAAUAGCGGAAUUGUUAGAACGUGUCACCUGAGGCACGUUUUCUGUGUUAUUUAUGGACGUUUGGAUGGAUAUUUUAUGGAACGCUUGAGUAAACACAAGGAGCAAAAGAGUUAGUUCAAAACUUCGAUCGGUCCAACUUGUAGGUGAAACAAGACCCAACAAGGAUAAAAGAUAGUGAAUAAAUGUUACAUACACGUCUCUCAGGUGGUUUAGUCCAGACUUGCUGCUCCAGUUUCGUCUGGUCCUUUGUGGCGUUACUUCGUGACGAGGUAAUGAAAUCGAAACAUCUUGAAACAUUGCAGAAUGAAAAGUGUCGGCUUUUCACCGACCAUUCGAAGUCUUUGAAAUAAGUUGUAGUCAGAAAGAACAAAAUCAUUCUCAAAGGACAAGAAGGAUCACUGACAAUCCGUCUAUAUCUACAGCAAACAACCACCUGCUCGAACACCCUCUAUCUUUGACUUUAGACUCUGCCAAAAAGAUGGAAUCUGUGACGCCGGACUACCGAACUCCGGAAUGCGGAAUACGCUAUCUAUUGUUGUACGCGCCAAUAUCCUGUUAUGACCGGUGUGUUGAAAAUAGGUUGUGAAAGUCGUGUUACUUGAAAUUUUGAGUUUAUUCGAUGUUGACAUUAAUUAACAUGAUAAUAAGGGUCCAUAAUAGCCCUUUUUGUAGUCAGACCGUGCCAUGCAAUUUUUGGACAAUUAAUGACUUGCCACUGGGUAUAAUUACUUACUUAGUUGUAUUUUAAUCCUCGUAGUCUUACAACUAUACAGGUUGAUAUCUGUAUCUGGGUAUAUUAUUGACUACAAAAAUAUAAUAAUAACCGUUUAUAAACGUGUUGAGGAAAAACUUCUGAGGAAUACAAAAGACCCAAAAGGGGGCACUAAUACAUUGCAAAAAAAAGUCGGCUAGACUUCUUUGGCUAUAAGGAAGGUGUUAGAGAACAGUUUCUUGAACACAGACUUAUACACUUUGACUAUAUUCACUUCUCAUUUAAGCUGUCAUUUGCGGAUUCAUACACUAGAUUAAGUUCUCUUAACGGACACUCUCGUAUAUAGUGAAUAGCUCUACUUACGACCGCCAUCACAAAAUACCGUUUCAACUCCCGCACAAACUCUGGAUUUUUACAUUCCCGUAGGCGGCCGCGGACACUUAAAGGGUUUGCCGGCGAAUUAGAUGUUAGCUUUGAUUUAAAGUUCUCCUAAGCAGACACUCGAAAGAAAUCUUAUCCACCUCUGAAUGUUGUUUUUUUUUUUUCAUAUCAUGUCCACAGUCAUAUGGUUGUUUGUCACUGUUAUGAAUCAUUCUUAUAUAUCCAUUUCAGAGUUACCGUUUUUUCACAUACUCGUCCGGUUACACUUGUUAAGAGAAACUGAAUUGUAUGCUUUUACCUAAAUUACCACAAGGCAAGAACAUCAGCGUAACCAUACACUAAAAAACAGUUUUUUGCUAUUACCAGUGUUAAUUUGUAGCUGGGAGGAGCUUCCGUAAGCGGCUAUCUAACCUUUACACCACUUUUAAAGUGGCUGAAUUCCACUUGCAUAACUAUGCUGCAUAUGAGAUUCAUUCUUGUAAGCGGCCAGAUCCAGUUAAGGACACCUUUUUCCCGUCCCGAGGGCGCCCUCGUACGAGAGCUUCCUCUGUAUUACAAUUUUAGGAUUUCUCUUACAUUUUAACAAAUUUUCGCUUAACGAGGCACAGUCAAACCUACGUGCGACCACCCAACUUAAGUGACCACUUCCCAAUAAGCGAUCACUUAUUCAACACACCAAAUAUAUUAUCAAGUCAAAGCGCUUGUAGUUGGAACCUCCUGUAAACGAACACAUCCACAUCCAGUAAGCGACCGCGACCACUUUUUACGAUGACAGUCUGAUUGAGAAUUUUCCAUGAUGCAAUGGUCUGAUCUCUGCGUUCCCUGUAUGUCCUAAGCUACUCGGAGUAUGAGAGGAACUUUAGAAACAAAUUAGAUUUAUCUAUAGUAUAUUGUAACUUAAAAAUUGCAUGCAGUACAUUCACUCCAAAAAUAGAUGUGUCCGCACUUUUCCUCGUUAAAGACCUCCUGCAGUUUGACUCGCGUAAAACCCAAAUUUUCCUUGGGCAACCCCAUGGGCAUUAUUUACUGGGUGUCUUCCGACCACGCACGGACCGGAACAUCAAAUGUCUGUAACUUAAUUGUUGUGUCUGUCCAUAAUUCAACAUCUGCAUGCCUCAGCACGGCACACGGCUGGGCACUAAACUGGUUUUGGUGCCCAAGAGUACGCAAAAAGGCCCUUCCGAGAUCGAUGUCUAGGACGAGAAAAUUGACCUUACCUGGGUAGGGUGAGAAAUUUGAAAUCGAAGUAUUACAGUUGAAGUAUCUCUCGAAGGGAAUGUGGGAAGGGUGUUAAACAUAUGGAAGCGGUUGUUUGAGAAAAAUAUAUAACUCAAUGUGAAAGUGUGGUGUAUUUUGAAUUCUACUUGGGAACAUUAGUGCCACAGUUAGGCUUUAUAAGAGCCCCAAAAGACCGUGCGAGAUAAAAAAAUUCUCUGUUUAUGACAGUCAAAUCUGGUGUCAGCAGGGUAGGGCAUUUGUACGCAACUUGGACACUCCCCCGGGGAUAAGGGACUCCAGUAUGAAAAAAAAUGGAAUUCUUGUCGCACGCCAAUCUGGACGUGUCUCACGCUUUAUUUGUCUCUUUGAACUGGUCUGCACCAACAUCCAGCUUCACUUCGCUGCUAUUUCACGUGCAACUAAAAUAGAAAAAAUAGUUCUUUCCAAAACACGAAGACAAAACGACUUCUAUCUCCGAGUUUGAGAAGACAUGGGAUCAUUUAUAAUCAUGGUCUGAAUAAAGUUGCCAAUAGAUUUGGAAUUCUAAAUUAUUUAUCAGCAUACAAUAACAAUAAAAUAAUCUCAGAGAAUGUCGGAAAGUCAUUUUGUUCACUGAACUCUGGCUCCUGGCUCCUGGCUCCUGGCUCCUGGUUCCUGACUCCCGAUACAAUGUUUCCGUAUGGUGGCAACCGCUGCUUAAAAAUGCGGGCUCCAUUUAAUGUCAAAGAUGUCGGACGUUUGCAACAUGUGAAUUGCGCUACAACAGUGGCAGAAAUAAUUCUUUCAAUGGGUUAAGGAUCGGCUUUCUACCUUUCGUAUUGUUUUGUCCUAAAACAACUUGAUUUGGAUUUUGGUGCAUAAACUGAUGGCUAAGGAAUUUUAGUCGUACAGCGAGUCACGACGCUGAACUACGCUGAACUGGACAUCGAAGGUGGCAUGAAGAACAAAUCAAAGCGGGCACAAACUAGCAGUUGAGACAUCUAAGAGAUACGUACAUGGAUUUUAUUGAUCGUUUAUUAUUGUUUUUAGGGCGAAAUUGUUAAAGUAAGUAGAACUGUGAAUUAAAUCUUUGUAUUGUAUGUUGUUUUUACUUGAAAAGAUCGCGUAUAUAGCUAUCAAAAAUCAUCGUUAGCGUUUCUUGCACAACAAUUUUUAUGAUUUUACCCUUAUUAAUGUUAAAUCAUUGUCUGAUGAGUUUUUUGGUUCGAUUUCUCCUCAUUCAAAAGGCAAACACACGAAUAUUGUGAGGGCCUGAAUUUUGAUGAAAUAUGCAAAAGUCGUUGAGUCACAUGAACAGUUUAUGUCAACACAUGGAAGAAAGUGAAUUGCCCAAACUUUUUAUGAUCUUUUUCUCAACUUAAGUGAUGGCUUUAACUACUCAUGCAAAAGUUGUAAAGAUAAGCGGUUGCUCAUCAGAGAUAUUUGGGAAUAAAAUACCCUAAUUUUACGUCUUACUCAAAACUUGGAAAUGAUGACCCAACUUAAGGGGGCUAAGAGGGGGGAAAUCGAAUCGGCGACUUUAAACAGUGUAUUGUGCUUAAAGUCUUAUGAUGUCUGAUUAUCUCUCAGUGCGUUUAAGUUCCAGGUGGCUUUUCUGUUUGUUGCACUGGCAUCGUAAAGUUAGCUAAUUAAUUAUGCAUAAACGGGCAAAAUGGCGAUUUUUUACAGGGGGAGCCCGGAUCUCCCAGGGAAUUUAAUAUUUUGACCUGACAUUCUGUCACAUAAGCUAACUCCUGAUACCUAACAUUUGUGCCAAGUUUGAGCGAAAUCGGUGAUUUGAGCAUUAUCACCCCUGCCUGGUUCUGCCUGGUUUUCUCAUGGACACACUCUUAAUUUGAAUUUUGUAAAUUUACUUGCGUGCAUCUAACUCGCUUCCGAUUGGUUGAAAAACAAUCAGCUACUGUCAGAACUCACACAUGCGCAUUAUCGUGAACCAGUCCCUUUAAUAUCUUAUACUUCGAAAGCGAUCAUAGACAUGGUGGAGUUUCUAUUUUCCUGUCCUAAAAUGUGUCUAAAAAUAAACCUGUCCGUAAAAACGCCGUGACGUAGGCCUAGUAAGGAAUUUCUAACAAACCUAAAAUAUUUCGCCAUUGUUUGGCUAUAAGAGUUAAUAUUUGUGUACUUAGAUUGGACAUCGUCAUGUGUAUGCUUUAACAUUGACAAUCAAGGGUGAUGAAAUUACUCCUCAAUUUUGGCCCCAAAGUUAAGCGUUAAUUUACAAUUUCACACGUGAAAUUACAUUAUUUUGCCUUCAGUUGGUAAUGUUCCGUACGUCUCAGUACCAAGAUGCGUCGAAGUUUUAAAAUGUAUGAAUAAGAUGUCAGGGCUUUAAAAGAUGCUCUAGAAAUUAACCUACACGCUCGAAAGCGCGCUUUCAAAAGGAUUCUAUUUUGUCCAAAAAAUUCGGAAACUUGUAACUACUAAAUUCAGUAAUAACGGAUCUUUGUUUUUAUAGAUUUGUAUAUAUUGCGUUAGUUUUAAUUCCCUCCCUAUUUUUAAUCAUUAUGAAUAAAAUAGUUUAAUAGUUGCUUUAGUUUUAAUUUGUCCUUUUUUACUCAUCGUAAAUAUAUAGGGGAUAUUACACGGUGACGCGAAGAUAUGAAUUUUAUUUUAGAGUGGCAAAACAAUAUUUUACGAACGAGCGCAGCGAGUCAGUAAAAUAUUGUUUUUGCCACGAGAAAAUAAAAUUCAUAUCUUCAAGCCGCCGUGUAAUGUUCUUUUUAUUAUAUAGACAAAAAGAUAGAGGGAAAUGACCGAAAUUACGUCAUCGAUAAACUCAAGUGUGAGAUUAUGGAAAAUAAACCACUCGGGUCCCGGAUGUUGUUUUUAUGAAUUUUACGAGUGGUAUAUUUUCUAGUAAAACACUCGUGUCUAUAUAAUAAAAUAGGAUAUGGUUGUAAAUUUGUAAAUAUUUUUUUAAUAAUUUUGUUUACAUGACUGUAAAGCGCCUUGAACAUAAUAUAAGACCGCUAUAGAAAUAAAGUUAUUAUCAUUAUUAAUAAGCUCUCGAUACGAUCAUGAACAAGUAAAACAAAAAAAACAGUGUGCGUAAUUUGUCACCGAUGAUAUUAAUAGGUAACACAAUGGUAAACUGGGAUUUAAGGAAACAAUCUCACCUGCAUUUUGCACAUAUUCUGAUUAUUUCCCUCGUCUAAAGGCUCUUUGUUAAUAACCUUAACACUAAGAAUUUAAUAUUUUUUCAUUAUUAACCUUACACAACAUAAGUAAGUGUUAAUGUUCAUUAUUAACACUGGGAUUUUCGUUUACUUUUUCUUGAGAAGAACCUUGUGAAGACAGUCCUAGUAUGCAGUCAAAAUGUCCAUCAAUGGCG
Molecule: messenger RNA, 8186 nt
Organism: Porites lobata
Lineage: Eukaryota; Metazoa; Cnidaria; Anthozoa; Scleractinia; Poritidae
Source: the annotation of a GenBank genome assembly